Molecule: messenger RNA, 562 nt
Organism: Tupaia belangeri chinensis (Chinese tree shrew)
Lineage: Eukaryota; Metazoa; Chordata; Mammalia; Scandentia; Tupaiidae
Product: pre-B-cell leukemia transcription factor 2-like
Exons: 3
Coding region: 96-326 (76 amino acids)
Source: RefSeq, a predicted model, not a curated record
UGCCGUCGCGGGCUGGGUCACGGGCGCGCUGACUAAUUCCCGCUCUGCUCCUCCAAGGCUCUGGUGGCUCUUUCAACCUCUCAGGAUCCGGAGACAUGUUUCUGGGAAUGCCCGGGCUCAACGGAGACUCCUACGCGGCUUCCCAGGUGGAAUCGCUCCGGCACUCAAUGGGGCCAGGAGGCUAUGGGGAUAACCUCGGGGGCAGCCAGAUGUACAGUCCUCGGGAAAUGAGGGCAAAUGGUGGCUGGCAGGAGGCUGUGACCCCAUCCUCAGUGACAUCCCCAACAGAGGGACCAGGGAGUGUUCACUCCGACACCUCCAACUGAUCUCGCCCCUCAGGGUCACGGGGGCAGGGGCUCUCGCAAGGCGACUCUCGAGCACACAGGCACCCAGAGGACAAACCCCAAACACAGAAGCACAAGACAGACGGGCGAGUGGGGACCUCCCCUCCCCAACUGGACUCUUCAGUGCUGGGGGUGCUGACGACUUGGCAGGGAGAAUGGGGCCCCUAAGGGGAGAGUGGGGAUGUGGGGUCAGUCUCCCCUUUUUUUCUGUCUUUUUC